AUGCCUACAGAAAUCGAAGGAACCCACGAUCUUGGUGAUGUCUCUCUCUACACAAAGUCCUGGAAGCCUGACGGAGAUGCUGUAGCCAAGCUCAUCUUCAUCCACGGCUUCAAUGAUCAUUGCAACCGCUACUAUGAGCUAUUCCCUACCCUAGCUUCUCGAGGAAUCGAGACCCACGCCUUUGAUCAGCGAGGCUGGGGACGCUCUGUGAAGACUCCUUUUCAGCAAGGUCUCACAGGCCCUACCACUCAAGUCAUUGCAGACAUUGUAUCAUUCAUCAAGACACAACUCCCUUCGCCAGUACCACUGUUUGUCAUGGGGCAUUCGAUGGGUGGAGGCGAGGCAGUGAUGUUGGCUUCCGACCCUCUGUAUGCGGAUCUCGCCAAGGAUGUUCGAGGAUGGGUGUUAGAGAGCCCCUUCAUUGGGUUUCCGAAGGGUCAUGAACCUCCAGGACUGACAGUGUUCGUUGGAAGAGUGGCUGGGAAGCUGCUCCCACACAUGAAAAGAGCUUCAGCCCUCCCUGCUGAAAAUUUGACUAGAGAUCCAGAGGUUGUGAAGUCUCUUCUUGAAGAUAAGCUGUUGCAUGGCAAUGGGACUCUGGAAGGACUGGCUGGUAUGCUGGACAGGACUUCGCAGUUGAACCAGGGCAAAGUCAAGUUGAACCCCUGUGUGAAGGCUGUUUGGCUUGGACAUGGCACCGAGGACAAGGGAACCAGCUAUGAUGAGAGCAAGAAGUGGUUCGAAAGACAGACCCAGCUUGAGGAUAAGGAGUUCAAGACGUAUGAGGGAUGGUCCCAUCAGUUGCACGCAGACUUGCCUGAGAACAGAUCGGUGUUCGCAAAUGAUGUUGCCAACUGGAUCCUGGCAAGGGCUGUAAAUGGGGAGAGUAAAUCAAAGUUGUGA
Molecule: messenger RNA, 903 nt
Organism: Drepanopeziza brunnea f. sp. 'multigermtubi' MB_m1
Lineage: Eukaryota; Fungi; Ascomycota; Leotiomycetes; Helotiales; Drepanopezizaceae
Cellular component (GO): membrane
Molecular function (GO): monoacylglycerol lipase activity
Source: RefSeq, a predicted model, not a curated record